This is a messenger RNA of Phaedon cochleariae (mustard beetle), 2052 nucleotides long. Lineage: Eukaryota; Metazoa; Arthropoda; Insecta; Coleoptera; Chrysomelidae. The record is from the annotation of a GenBank genome assembly.
AUGGUGAACGCGAAAGAUUUAUUGUUGCUAUUCGACCGACCCACGGAAUCUGUGGCGUUGUUGAAAGGAGGAAAGAAGAAGAAAAUGAUCAGUGUGCCACCAGAAUACUUGAAUGAGAAAUAUCAACCAUUCGCUUCCCAGAUCGUCAGCAGAUUCGGAGAAUCCGCUGAAGAAGAAGUGGUAGUCAAUCAGAUAUCCAUUCCCCCACUAGGAGAUAUCUUGGAAUUGAAAAGGGACCAGGCAUUUUCGUUAUUCAUCCCGAAACAUCAGCGGUUAGCUGGGAAACUUAUCGAUAUUUUCUUAGGUUUGCGGACCAAGGACGACCUGAUGGCAGUCGCUGUCUAUGCCCGUGAACGCGUCAAUCCCUACCUCUUCAUCUACGCCUUUUCUGUGGCCCUCCUCCACAGGGAAGACACCAAACACCUGAAUAUACCUUCUAUCGUCAGUAGUUUUCCCGAAAAGUUCGUUCAAAACCAAGUUAUCGGAGUGGCAAGACAGGAAGUUAGCGUUGUACCGGAAAAUCUACAGCAGUUGAGGAAUCCAGUUGAAAUACCGAAAGACUACACGGCCUCGGACUUGGAAGAAGAACAUCGUCUAGCCUACUUCAGAGAAGAUAUCGGCGUCAAUCUCCAUCACUGGCAUUGGCAUCUGGUAUACCCGACCACUGGAGCACCUGAAGUGGUGAAUAAAAAUAGAAGAGGAGAGCUGUUUUACUAUAUGCAUCAGCAAAUCAUAGCGAGAUACAACACAGAGAGAUUGUGCCACAAACUCAAACGUGUUGAGCGUUUGAUCGAUUGGGAUAGUCCCUUGAAAGAGGCUUACUUUCCGAAACUGGACAGAAUCGUUACCGGCCGAUCGUAUCCGGCAAGGGUAGCCAAUCAACGUAUGCAGAACCUCCGAAGGGAAAUAGACAACUCGUUUGUCGAUGUGGACGAUAUGAAGAGAUGGAGAGAUUUGAUCUACGGUGCCAUCAAUUCCGGACGAGUUAAAGAUAGAAACAAUAGGGACGUCGAACUAGAUGAGUUUGGAGGAAUCGACAUACUUGGCAACAUGGUAGAAGCAACAGAUCUUUCGAUCAACAGGCAAUUGUAUGGAAACUUGCAUAAUAUGGGACAUAAUAUCAUCGCUUUCAUCCACGAUCCAGAUGGCAGAAAUCUGGAAGAAAACGCAGUUUUGGGAGAUGUUGCAACAGCCAUGCGAGAUCCCAUUUUCUACAGAUGGCAUGCAUUCAUCGAUGAUUUGUUCCAUAGAUUCAAGGCUACACUACCGAGAUAUGCUGAAAAUCAGUUGAACUACCCCGGAAUACAAGUCCAAGACAUCCAGGUGCGUACGCAGGGUCGCGACGCCAACGUGCUCAGCACCUUCUGGCAGCAGUCUGACGUCAACAUCUCGCACGGGCUGGACUUCCAGACUCGCGGCAACGUCUUCGUGCGCUUCACUCAUCUGCAGCACGCCGAAUUCGAGUACCGGAUCACGGUGAACAACGGGUCCGGGGAGAACCGGAGAGGGACCUGCAGGAUAUUCAUGGCGCCCAAGGUGGACGAGCGAGGCAACCCGUGGCUGUUCAGGGACCAGAAGAAUAUGUUCAUCGAGCUGGAUAAGUUUACUGUGAAUUUACAACAAGGACGUAACGACAUAAUACGCUCAUCCACUCAGUCUUCGGUCACGAUUCCCUUCGAAAGGACCUACAGGGAUCUUUCCAACAUUGCUGACGAAGAACAAGACCAAUCGAGCUUUUGCGGUUGUGGAUGGCCUCAUAAUCUGCUGAUUCCCAUUGGCACCGCCGAAGGAUACGCUUGUCAGUUGUUCGUGAUGAUUUCCAACUAUGCCGAUGAUAGGGUGGACCAAUCCACAGAAGGCAUCUGUAACGAUGCCGACAGUUACUGCGGAAUCAAAGACAGGUUGUACCCCGAUCGUCGCUCCAUGGGGUAUCCCUUUGAUAGACAACCAAGGGAUGGUGUUGACACCCUGGCCCAAUUCCUGACACCAAACAUGAGGGUGAGGGACGUUACCGUUAGGUUCGAGAACAAGACGUUCAGAAGAACUCAGUGA